AUGACUUCAAACGGCCAGACUGAGAAAGCAAAUACUGGGAGAAGACAACGACUGGCAAUAGAAGCGAACCGCUACGAGAGCUUAGGGGAUAACGAACAAGUAAGGUCGCUAUCUUCACUGCCUACUGCGUCUAACGUUGUACAGCCCAACCAGGAGUUAGCCCACAAGAAUAAUGUUGACCAAGAAGAAACAAUAGACGACCCCGAAUCUAGACCCAAGGCUCCCCUUCCGAAACGUCCAAUGCCCAACUUCACCUAUCCUGACCCCCUCGAUCAGUCGAGGAACCCUACAUUAGGAGACAUGUACCCCUACGGCAAGACAAACAAGCAAGGAGACGAACCGGCAACCAAACCAGCUGGCUUUGCCCAUCCGUUCACAGACCAACUCUUCUCCAUGCCUGUAAUGUCGAGGAGCCGCCUGCUGGAGAAUGUACAUGUCAUGCAGAGAAGGACAAUUGAGGAGAACCCCCCCAACUACCUUGCAAUUGGUAUCGACAUCCCAGGUAUGGGCGCCCUAGAUCUGAUCCCUGCAAGAGAAGCCAGAAGUAAGGAUGAGUACUUCGCCCCCCCAGCACCUCUCUUCCUAACCAAAUUCUCCACCUCGCUUCGCGAUUUCCUACUGUGGCAAGGGGUCUUUCCUCUCCAGGAAGAAGGCGCAACCUUCCGUGUCUACUCGCUAGAAAGCGACACACCCAACUGGUACUGGGGAAAGUUCCAUGGCCCGGCAGUGAUAGCUGGAGGAGAGGCGAAGAAACUCGAAGCCCUUGCGGCCUUCAAGCAGAAGCUGUGGAGCAGUCCGCGAGUACAAGAGGUGGUUAACAACUUUCGGAAGGCCAAUCCGCAAGCCAAACUCACCAAGACGACUCCCACCCUUGCCCAUACCAUGGUCGCCAUCACAGAAUCUCUUCGAAUCCUCUACCUUGAGCCCGACACCCACCGAAGCUUGGGACGAACUCCGGACGAAGAAAAACAUCACUAUGUGGUGGUGGGGCUUCCAAUAUCGAAUCAUCCAGCGGAACAGAGAGCACUUAAGAUAGCAAUCAGCCAGAUCAAGGAGAUCCAAGUAGGAAUGCGAACGAUGAAGCCAAGCACCCUGAACAUCGGCACUGCCCAGACCCCCACGUUGGGGAAGGAUGGCUUGGGCCCUCCCUUCAGAAGCUCGAUGAAAUUGCAAAGAAUGCAAAGAAAUGGGGAGAUGGGAAGAGAGGCAAACAAACCCGCGGAAAGGACCGGCCUACCUUCAGUCAGAGCAGGGGUAGAGGAAGAGGAGUGUCCAGAGGACGACGCGGAAGUGGCAGCCGAGGAAAUCAGCGAGGCAGAGGAGACCACCGUGACUACUAUCCCCAUGCUGACCACCGCGAGAUACAUACGCAAAGCCUUGACUACACCUACGGGAGUCACUCGCAGAGCUCGGGGUGGGACUGAUGAGCAAUAUCGAGAGACAAUUUAA
Messenger RNA from Lentinula edodes (shiitake mushroom), 1449 nucleotides. RefSeq lists its product as uncharacterized. The transcript is spliced from 3 exons. The coding region runs from base 1 to 1449 and encodes 482 amino acids. The record is from RefSeq and is a predicted model, not a curated record. NCBI's taxonomy places the organism in Eukaryota, Fungi, Basidiomycota, Agaricomycetes, Agaricales, Omphalotaceae.